AUGGUCAGCGCACGGGCUCUCCUUCUCGCGGCCACCUGCUGCUGCGCCUACCUGUGGCUUGCUCGCGCAGAGGACUCCUCACUGGAGACGCGCUCGUUGGACUUCCCGCUGAAAACCCAACAGGAGAAAGACCUGAUUGACGCGUUGCAAGAAGUUUUGGAGAAACUGAGGAGCAAAGAGAUGCCCUCAGAGAAAAAGCUCGGCUGGCUGCCUUCGUGUGACGCAGGGGAGCCGUGCGCCGUGCGUAAAGGUGCGCGUAUUGGCACGCUGUGCAGCUGUCCCCGGGGAACUGCCUGUAACUUUUAUGUUCUGAAAUGUUUGUGAAAG
This is a messenger RNA of Plectropomus leopardus (leopard coralgrouper), 327 nucleotides long. Its product is annotated as cocaine- and amphetamine-regulated transcript protein-like. NCBI's taxonomy places the organism in Eukaryota, Metazoa, Chordata, Actinopteri, Perciformes, Serranidae. Gene Ontology annotation, molecular function: neuropeptide hormone activity. Gene Ontology annotation, biological process: cellular response to starvation; G protein-coupled receptor signaling pathway; adult feeding behavior. The record is from RefSeq and is a predicted model, not a curated record.